Molecule: messenger RNA, 4173 nt
Organism: Colletes gigas
Lineage: Eukaryota; Metazoa; Arthropoda; Insecta; Hymenoptera; Colletidae
Product: retinoblastoma-like protein 1
Exons: 8
Coding region: 31-3150 (1039 amino acids)
Biological process (GO): cell differentiation; negative regulation of G1/S transition of mitotic cell cycle; regulation of transcription by RNA polymerase II
Cellular component (GO): transcription regulator complex; nucleus; chromatin
Molecular function (GO): RNA polymerase II transcription regulatory region sequence-specific DNA binding
Source: RefSeq, a predicted model, not a curated record
CUACGGUUUUCCAUCAGUUUCCCGACAAAAAUGGGGCAGUCGGACGACAUUGAAGACUCUACUUACAGUAGGCAUCAAGAUUUGUGUCAGAAAUUGAAUAUGGAUGCGACUGCUGCGUCCGAGGCCUGGAAAUCCUACGAGUCUAUUCGACAAAAUUAUACUCUCGAGGGUGAUCAGUUACAUUGGAUAGGCUGCGCAUUGUAUGUAGCAUGCCGCAAGUCUUCUAUACCUACUGUUGGAAAAACAGGCGCUAACGUAGAAGGCAAUUGCGUGUCAUUGACACGUCUGUUGCAAUUGUGCAACCUUCCGUUAAUACAGUUUUUCACAAAAAGCAAAUCUUGGGCAGACAUGGCCAACAUGUCGCAAGACUUUCGCUCAAAGAUCGAGAAGCUGGAAGGAAACUUUUCCGUUUCUAUGGUCAUAUUUAAAAAGUAUCAACCGAUCUUUACGGAUAUAUUCAAAGAUCCAGCGGAUGAUAUUUCACGACCACCGAGAUCCAGACGGCACAAAGCAAUGCCUUGUACUCCCGCCAGAGUAUUUGAAUUCUGUUGGACAUUAUUUAUUUGCAUAAAGGGAGCAUUUCCAGAUAUCUCGGACGAUUUGGUUAAUUCUUAUCAUUUACUUUUAGUUUGUUGUGAUCUUAUAUAUAACAAUGCUCUGUUGGCUAAUAGGAAAGACCUCUUAAAUCCUAACUUUCCAGGUCUACCUCAUAAUUUUAACGAUGAAAAUUAUACCCCGCCACAAACAGAAAAUUGUAUAGUUAGUUUAUUGUGCGAACGUCACGAAGCUAUUGCGGUUGAAGCUAAAGUCAUUAAGGAGUAUUACCUGAAAAAUCAUAUCAAUCAACUGUUCAAGGAAAGAGUAUUGCGCGGAGAUCAGUCGAAUUUUUCUGGUAUUUUAGAAGCUUUAAAUUUUGAUGGUAACAACAAAGCUAUCAAUAAAGUGUACGAACAACAUGUACUAAGUGUUGGAGACUUUGAUGAAAGAAUUUUCUUAGCUGAUUGGAGACGAAUCAGACUAAAUGGAAUAUCAAGCUUGGAAAUAGUGGGAGAAGAUAUUACUUAUGCUAAAUUAUUCAAACGUAUUUUUUUGAAAGGUCAAGAUGCUAGUAAUAAUAUUGGCUCCCCUACGCAGAUGAUGAAUAUUAGCGACCUUCAGGAACAAUUUCAAUUAAAAAGAGAACAAUACAGUGGGCAGAUACAGCAUUUGGCUCCACCCACUCCAUUGACUGGUCGCGGUUAUCUUAGACCAAAAGAUAUUACCAACGUGACACCGGUAUCUACUGCAACGCAAAGUGUAAUUCGACUGCAAGCGAUGCUGGCGGGUCAAACAUCGCCGAGUGAAAACUUGUUGCAAAUUUUGAACAGCUGCUCUCAAGAUGUAAAAUCACUCGUCGAGGUGAAAGUUAAAGAAAUUGGGGAACAGUUUUGUGCUAAUUACAACAACAGUACGAACGCUAGUGAAAGUACUUCAGACUUUGGAAAGAAGAGACUUUACUUGGGUCAGACUCUGUUCUAUAGACUGCUAGAAAUGAUUUUAAACGACGAGAAACGCAAGAAACCAAAUUACGAUGUAACGAAUCUUCUCAUGAACGAGGUAUUUAUUCAGUGCUUAUUUGCUUGUUGCUUAGAAAUUGUUAUUUACUCGUAUAAGAGUAACGACAAAGUGUUCCCGUGGAUCCUGAAUGCAUUGAAUUUGGACGCUUACUACUUUUAUAAAGUAAUAGAGAUCAUAGUCAGGGCCGAGGAUCAGCUGUCGCGCGAUGUCGUGAAACACUUGAAUCAAAUAGAGGAGAAGAUUUUAGAGUCGCUGGCGUGGCAGAGCGACAGCCCUUUGUGGGGUGCGAUUCAGUCGACGACAGAAGGUGUUCCAAGCUGCGAAGAGGUUUCAUUGCCAGGCACGUUGGAGACCGUUGACCCGAAUAUACCUGGACAGCCGGUAUUGAGGAGAAUCGCAUUAGAUCGCGGUACUCAUCACGACGUGCAACAAAGUCCCAUCUCGUCCGCCUCGGAAAGAUUUCAGUCCCCCGUCGCGGCGUCCGGUAUAGCAAAGAAACGUCUGUUCCCCGACACCAGAAUUGGCGGACAGAGCGUGUUACGGGUAGGGGGCCAAAAUGUCCUACCAUCGAAAGUUUUAACCAUCUUCGGCAACUCGCGGAUACUUCAGCUACCUGAACAAAUCACGGUGCCGAGGUCAUCGAACGCGCCUACCACGAGUACACCGAUACAAACCGUAACGAUGAACAGGGAACCAGCGAAACCGAAACGAACCGGUUCCGUGGCAUUGUUCUUUAGAAAAUUUUACAAUCUCGCGAGCGUGCGAAUGCUAGACUUGUGCAGCUCGCUGGAAAUAAUGGACAUCGACCUGAAGAAAAAGAUAUGGACGAUCUUCGAGUACUCCGUGAAAGAGCGAACGGAUCUGAUGAAGGACCGACACCUCGAUCAAAUUUUAAUGUGUGCAAUUUAUGUAAUAUGCAAGUUAGCCAAAGUAGAAAAGAAUACAUUCACGGAGAUCAUGCGGUGUUAUCGAUUGCAACCGCAAGCGGAGUCGCAUAUUUAUAGAUCAGUGCUUAUCGUUAAAACGCCGUUCAACGAGCCGCAAGUCAACAACGACGAACCUGGCCCCAGAGACGUCUCCGAUCAGGAAAUGAAUGUGGCGCCACCUACGCCCACGAACAUGGCUGGAACGUCGCAGAAUUUCGGCGAGGAGACGCGCGGCGACCUGAUCAAAUUUUACAAUACCGUAUACGUGCCGCAGGUUAAAGAGGUGGCGAACAGAUUGGGGCUGUCGCGCGGAAGCGUGAUGAAUUUGUCGCUGAGCCCGUUGCCAAAGGGGAAACCUCUGGCGAGUUCUCCCGUGAGACGCGUCACCGGUAGUAUUAAGACGCGUACACUGGACCCGAAAGCUAUUUCGGCCUCUCCGGCGCCGCAACUUAGUUAUUGCUUCAGUCGUAGUCCGGCCAAGGAUUUGGAAGCUAUUAAUAGGAUGAUGAUCUCUGUUGACCCGAAGCGAUCGGUCGGCAAGCGAUUAUUAUCGGACGACACCGACGUAGAAAUGACAGAGGGAAGAUCUCCCAUAAAAAAGACAACUGCGUUCGUCGCACGCAAAUUGGAGAACAUCAUUGGAGAACGACGUACACAAAAUCAAUAAGAAACACGAUCGAGCAUCGAAUUUGAUUAUCGAGAAUCGUAAAUAUAUGGGUAACGGAAAGAAAAUGAUUAGAAAACAAGUCGCGUUGUUUCCGUUUGGAUAUAAUUUUUCUUUAAAAAAAAAACAACAAACGAGUAAACGAAACAUGUUUAAAGUUGAAUUUUUUUUUUUAUUUCUUCUUGGCUGUGUAGCUUAAAAUAAAUGAAAUAUUUGCUUCUCAGGUAUGAUUACGUAAGAGACAGAGAAAAGGCCUGUAUAAUACCUAAUCGUAUGUAAGGGUACGAUAUUGUUAUAUUGAGUAAAGCCAGAAUUUUAUUUCCAGUUUUUAACUUUUAGUAAACGUAAGAAAAUAGAACGAACUGGGCAUUUUUUUUUUCUUUUUUUUCUUUGAUUUUGAUAUUAUUUGAUGACGUUUAAUUUUAAAAUAUAUUCUAUUCGCGCCGUGUAAGCGAUUCGUUGUUACUUGAUAAGAGGUAGAGUUUUAAUAUCACAGUCGUAAAGGAAAGUGCAAACAAAACUUCGAAGCUGGUUUAAAUUGCACAGAAUUACAAGGGACUGCGAAGGUGUUGCUAAGAGUCAUUGUUUGCGUUUCACUGGAAAUGAUUCUGACUUUUAUUGAUAUCACUGGAUCAAUGAUAUUUUGAUCGAGUUCUGUACUCUCUCUAUAUAUAUAUAUAUGUAUGAUGAGUUUGUAAAAGUUACGGCCAUAGAUGGUAAAAAGACUCUAUUUUACCAGUAGAUUUAAGCAUGCUGAAAGACGACACAAGCUCUUGAAGCAUGCAAAUACGAUUUGGGUGAUAUUUAAUUAAAUUUACUAGGCAUAAGUUUGAAGCUACAAAAUUUCAACGUUUGAUCGUCCAAUGUAUUCUUGGUCUUGAAUGUAAUAAGUUAUUAGUGUCUUUCGAGAUAUUUCGUUCGUUCGAGAACUGAGACUAUUUCAGAUCUCGGUUGCACGUAAUGCGUGUAUUAGGUAUAAGUGUUUUUCAAAUUUGUCUUUUGAUCUCAUUAAUCUGUCUUUUAUUA